AUGGCUGUUCCUGCUGCUGCUGCAAUAGAACGAGCUUUUGGUGUGACCAACAUCAAAUCUCACAUUCCUCUCAUUCUUGAUUUAGAUGAUCAUAAUUAUGAUGCUUGGAGGGAACUUUUUCUCACUCAUUGUUUGACCUUCGAUGUUCUCGGUCACCUCGACGGUACAUUAGUUCCAAACGGCGUCAAUGAUCUGCCAUGGCUGAAAUGUGAUGGAUUGGUCAAACUUUGGAUUUACGGAACCAUUGCUCAACCACUUUUCCGCUCCUCGUUUGCGCCAGGAGGAACUGCUAGAGACGUAUGGAUCAGAAUCGAAAAUCAAUUUCGAAACAACAAAGAGGCUAGAGCUAUUCAGCUUGAUAAUGAGCUCCGUACAACUGAAAUUGGCGACCAAACAAUUCAACAAUACUGUCAAAAGCUGAAGUCAUUAUCAGACCGCGUCGCCAAUGUGGAUGCUCCUGUCACUGACCGAAUGCUUGUCACAUACCUCCUCAAUGGCCUGAACGAAAAAUAA
Molecule: messenger RNA, 513 nt
Organism: Microthlaspi erraticum
Lineage: Eukaryota; Viridiplantae; Streptophyta; Magnoliopsida; Brassicales; Brassicaceae
Source: the annotation of a GenBank genome assembly